Molecule: messenger RNA, 3657 nt
Organism: Suncus etruscus (white-toothed pygmy shrew)
Lineage: Eukaryota; Metazoa; Chordata; Mammalia; Eulipotyphla; Soricidae
Gene: RBM6
Product: RNA binding motif protein 6
Exons: 21
Coding region: 185-3538 (1117 amino acids)
Biological process (GO): mRNA splicing, via spliceosome
Cellular component (GO): nucleus
Molecular function (GO): RNA binding
Source: RefSeq, a predicted model, not a curated record
GUUUGCUUUGUUGAAGGUCAGACUUGCUGGCUUGGAUCUCAGUGAAGGAAGGCAUUCAAUAGCCUGUGAUGCAUCUGGUCACCUGGUUCAUUUUCUGAACUCUGGAUUGUGUCCCUUAGAUAUUUCUAUAACCAGGCUUUGGUAGCAAAAGGAUCUACUUCCUGAGGCCCUCCUAUUGAGAGAAAUGUGGGGGGAUACUCGAACUUCUAACAGAACCGGACCUUAUCGUGGGAGCCAAGAAGAAAGGUUUGCUCCCGGGUGGAACAGGGAUUAUCCUCCUCCUCCCCUUAAGAGUCAUGCUCAAGAGAGACACUCUGGCAACUUUCCUGGCAGAGAUUCACUUCCCUUUGAUUUCCAGGGGCAUUCGGGGCCUCCUUUUGCAAAUGUAGAGGAGCAUUCUUUCAGCUAUGGAGCUAGAGAUGGACCUCAUGGUGACUAUCGUGGAGGGGAGGGACCUGGACAUGAUUUCAGGGGGGCAGAAUUUUCGUCUUCCGAUUUCCAGAGCAGAGAUUCAUUGCAGUUGGACUUCAGGGGCAGGGACAUCCAUUCUGGGGAUUUUCGGGAACGAGAAGGACCCCCCCUGGACUACCGGGGUGGAGAUGGUACGCCCAUGGACUACAGAGGCAGGGAGACAUCUCACAUGAACUACAGAGACACUGUUGACUUCAGAGGGAGGGAUGCUCCUCCAGCUGACUUCAGGGGCCGGGGCACAUACGAUUUAGAUUUUAGAGGUCGGGAUGGAGCCCACGCAGAUUUCAGGGGAAGGGAUUUAUCACAUUUGAACUUCAGGGCCAGAGAUCAGUCCCGUUCUGAUUUUAGGAAUAGAGAUGUAUCUGAUAUGGACUUUAGGGACAAAGAUGGCACACAAGUGGAUUUUAGAGGUCGAGGAGCAGGUACUAGUGACCUAGAUUUUAGGGACAGGGAUACACCACAUUCAGAUUUCAGAGGUAGACAUCGGUCUAGGACUGAUCAGGAUUUUAGGGGCAGAGAAGUGGGGCCUUGUAUGGAGUUUAAAGAUAGGGAGAUGCCCCCCGUGGAUCCAAAUAUGUUGGAUUACAUUCCGCCCUCUGCACAAGAUAGAGAACAUCCUGGUAUGAAUGUGAUGAACAAGAGAGAAGAAUCCACCCAUGACCGUACAACGGAAAGACCUGCUUUUGGCAUCCAAAAAGGAGAAUUUGAGCAUUCAGAAACAAGAGAAGGAGAAACACAAGGUGUAGCCUUUGAACACAAGUCUUCAUCAGAUUUUCAGAACAGUCAAAGCCCACUUCAAGACCAAGACAAGUCACAGCUUUCUGGAGGUGAACAACAGAGUUCUGAGGCUGAUCUGUAUAAAGAAGAAAGUGAUCUGGACUUUCUUGGCCAGCAGGAUACGGAUUACAGAAGCAUGGAGUACUGUGAUGUGGAUCACAGGAUGCCAGGAAACCAGUUAUUUGUCUAUGGUCAAAACAAGCCAUUUCCAGAAGGCAAAAGUUCCCGAGAUGGCCAACGGGACCUUCAGGAUCAAGAUUAUAGGACAGGUCCAAGUGAGGAGAAACCAAGCAAGCUUAUUCGAUUAAGUGGGAUACCUGAAAAUGCUACAAAAGAAGAGAUUCUUAAUGCUUUUCGGACUCCUGAUGGCAUGCCUAUAAAGGACUUGCAGUUGAAGGGGUAUAAUACAGGUUACGACUAUGGCUAUGUCUGCGUGGAGUUUUCACUCUUGGAAGAUGCCAUCGGAUGCAUGGAGGCCAACCAGGGAACGCUAAUGAUCCAUGACAAAGAAGUCACCCUCGAAUAUGUGCCAAGCCUGGAUUUUUGGUACUGCAAACGGUGUAAGACCAGCGUUGAUGUACAGCGACCUUCAUGUCCAUUCUGCAAGUGCCCAAGGGAAGAGCCCAAACAAGAAUUAAUAACCUAUCCUCAACCUCAGAAAACAUCUCUACCAAUAAUAUCAGAAAAACAGCCCAAUCAACUCCCCAGAGCAGUUGAUAAGGAAUCUGAGUCCAGAAAGCGGGAAGAAGGGCUAGAGUCACGCCUGGGAUAUCAAAAAAGAGAAGCAGAAAGAUAUUUGCCUCCUCGAAGGGAGGGCUCUACCUUCCGAAGAGACCGAGAGAAGGAGCCAUGGUCUGGGGAGACCCGCCAGGAUGGAGAAAGUAAAACAAUCAUGCUAAAGCGCAUUUAUCGUUCCACUCCACCGGAGGUGAUUGUGGAAGUCUUGGAGCCCUACGUUCGACUUACUACUGCCAAUGUCCGGAUCAUCAAGAACAGAACAGGCCCUAUGGGCCACACCUAUGGCUUUAUUGACCUUGACUCCCAUGCGGAAGCUCUUCGUGUGGUUAAGAUUUUGCAGAAUCUUGAUCCACCAUUUAGCAUUGAUGGGAAGAUGGUAGCUGUAAAUUUGGCUACUGGAAAACGAAGAAAUGAUUCUGGGGACCAUUCUGACCAUAUGAACUACUAUCAGGGUAAAAAAUAUUUCCGAGAUAGGAGAGGAGGUGGCAGAAAUUCAGAUUGGUCUUCAGAUGCAAAUCGACAUGGACAACAGUCAUCCUCUGACUGCUACAUAUAUGACUCUGCUACUGGCUAUUAUUAUGACCCUUUGUCAGAAACUUACUAUGACCCCAACACCCAGCAAGAAGUCUUUGUACCCCAAGACCCUGGGUCUCCUGAGGAAGAUGAAAUUAAGGAAAAGAAAGCCACCAGUCAAGGGAAGUCAAGUACCAAAAAGGAAACUUCUAAAAGAGACAACAAAGAGAAAAAAGACAGAGGUGUGACGAAGUUUCAGGAAAACGCCAGUGAGGGGAUGGAACCCUCAGAGGAUGUCUUUAAGAAGCCGCUGCCUCCCACUGUGAAGAAGGAAGAGAGUCCUCCACCACCUAAGGUAGUGAACCCACUGAUUGGCCUCCUGGGUGAAUAUGGAGGAGAUAGUGACUAUGAGGAGGAAGAAGAGGAGGAGCAGACCCCUCCUCCACAACCCCGCAUAGCACAGCUUCAGCAGCGAGAGGAGAUGGCCAAGAAGGAAAAUGAAGAAGACAAACUCACGGACUGGAAUAAACUGGCUUGUCUGCUUUGCAGAAGGCAGUUUCCCAAUAAAGAAGUUCUGAUCAAACACCAGCAACUCUCAGAUCUGCACAAGCAAAACCUAGAAAUCCAUCGGAAAAUAAAACAGUCUGAGCAGGAGCUUGCCUAUUUGGAGAGGAGAGAACGGGAGGGAAGAUUUAAGGAGAAAGGGACGGAUCGUAGGGAAAAGCUCCAGACUUCUGACUCUCCUGAAAGAAAACGAAGUAAAUACUCCAGAGAGACUGACAGUGAUCGUAAACCUGUUGGCAAAGAAGGUAUGGACAACAGUAGCAAAGGAGGCUGUGUGCAGCAAGCAGCUGGCUGGAAGAAAGGGGCAGGCCUUGGAUAUGGCCAUCCUGGAUUGGCUUCAGCGGAGGAGGCUGAAGGCCGAAUGAGGGGACCCAAUGCGGGACCUCCAGGAAGAACCAGCAAGAGACAGUCCAACGAAACUUAUCGAGACGCUGUUCGAAGAGUCAUGUUUGCUCGAUAUAAAGAACUUGAUUAAAGAACGGAGCCAAUGUCCUGAGACACACCUCCUUCUUGUUUUGUUUGUCCGUCUCUCCUUUUGUUUUGUUACUGUUCUUGCUGCUAGAACUUUUUUAAAUAAACUUUUUUUCAAUGUGA